UGUAGAAAACAUAAAUGUGGUCAAAAAUACAACAAAGUGUGAAAAAUUAGAUUAAUUGCAAAAAAAAUGUCUCUCGUGUUAUGCGAAACGGUUAAAAAGUAGUACUCGAACAAAAUAACGAUCAAGGUUUAACAAUUUCUUCGCCUACAGGCAGAACGGUUUGCGUGUGUGCGCGACAUUUUAUGGAGCUAAAUUGCGUUGCUUUGUUUGACACUAUAACUCAAAAUUUUGUUUGCAGAAAUUAUCCUACAGGGACAGCCAAAGAUUAUGUUUUGUUAUAUAAAUUUAUCGACCCUGUAAAUUGGAUUUCAAAGGAGUUAAGACUACCUCUACAAAAUCUCCUCUACAAGUAAAUCCAAAUCAACGAAAUAGCUGUUGUCUAACUUUUCACUUCAUACAUGCGAAUCAGACUGGCCUAACAUUACCACAAGCAGUUAUGAUGCAGCUAAACUCAAACGACGGUUCAAAUACCGAAUUACAGUAACCCAUAAAAUAUUUAUAUAAAAAUAAGGACACAAACUAAAACUAACUAAAUCAACAAUAAUCGAUAAAUAAAAUAAAAAUCCAACAUUUUUACGACGGGCAUUCCGAUUACGACCAAAAUUAUAAUAAAACGAAAAGUAUCUGCGAUACGGCGAAUAGUUCACCGCCACCGACAAUCCCCUCGCUCCUUGAGAGUGUUGCGGUGAAAAAUGUCCACGUUUUUAAACAAUUUCUUCCCAGCAGAUACAACUGCAAUGGAUCCUAUUUUUUAUUCUCCUUCAAACGGUAUUCCUUCAGAAAGUAAACUUGCAACGUACAUGGUAACCCCACAAUCUCCCGAAUUCAUUCCAAAUCGUAUCAAUUCGUCCCCAAAUUUCUACACACCUUAUCAUACGCCUAUGCUGAAUAAUGGCCUUGGAGGAGGUGGUGGGCAGGUCAAUGUAGGCGCCGGGGUUGGAACAACUGCAGCGAAAUCCGUGAAUGGUACACCCCCAUCUCUGCUGGGUCUACAAAAAGCAACGGCUGCUGCUGUGGCGCAACAAAAACAACUACAGCAACAACAUCACCACCAACAUCAGCAACAAUCGCAACAGCAGCAACAACAGACACAAUCCGCGCACGCGCUAGUGAACGGAGUUAUUGCGCCAAACCAGCCUCCAACUGGCGCACCAGCGUACGUUAAUAUGUCGACACCGCUGAAAGUGCGCGGCAAUAUGCUGCACAACGAUUCACCAACGAAUCUUGUAACCGGUGGCGGUGUUGGUAGUGGUGGUGGUGGUGAAAAAUCUCCACCGCGCAUUACACCGCAUGUCUCGCCUAUACCCACAACGCUGCCGGCGAACGUACAUCAGGAGAACGUAGGUGGCACCAUCUACUUUUACCCAACUGCCAACCACACAUCCGCCGCCAACAAUAGCACCGUGGUGAGUAAUGUCGUUGAUCCAGUUAGUUCGCAUCACGUGCCGCCUUCAGCAGUGGCGCCUAUACCGGCCGUACAACCGCCCAUGCUAUACACAGGUCAUCAUGUGUAUCCAGGACCGGCUUCCAAUUUAAUUGCGUUACAACCGAAAACACACUUGGAAUCCGUCUUCUUCCUGCCCGAUGAGAUACGUUCAGAAAUUCUUGCCCGCAAUGAGAUCUCGAAUUUAAUGCUGGAUCCGGCCGAUGUGAGCCAACAUGCCCUACCACCGGAAGUAGACAAUUAUCACUCACUAUACCCACUAGAACCGGUUCAGGCGCUACAUGGGAAAAUUACCCUCCUAUCAUCCACUUAUAAGGCAACACACAACACUACUGGCAUUAAAUAUUGUUUAAGGAGAUUACAUGGUUUCCGCCUACAGUCAACAAAAUGUAUGACCGUGGUGGAGAUGUGGAAGAAAUUGCAACAUUCGAAUGUGGUACAACUGCGUGAAAUAUUCACAACAAAAGCAUUUGGUGAUAAUUCGUUAGUAUUAGUUUAUGAUUAUCAUCCCGGUUCACAAACUUUGCUUACUAAGUACUUUACGCCCACACAGGAGCCCAACGGCUACCCCGAUCCAUUCCAAGGUGAUGCACGUCCGUUCAGCCACAAGAGUAACUUACAGCGUACCAAUAACGGACCAUUGUUGCCGGAAGCGACUAUUUGGUCAAUUAUCAUGCAACUAACAGCCGGUUUGCGUGCAAUACACCAGGCAGGACUCGCCUGCAAGGUCUUGGAUCCAACGAAAGUACUUGUGACUGGUAAACGGAUACGCUUGAGUUUUUGUGGUACAAGCGAUAUAGCACAAUUCGACCCUAAUGCAGCGAAUCCUUUGGCAGUGACGAGCAUGCACCAACAAGAUGAUCUCACUGCUUUGGGUCGGCUGGUGUUAGCCCUUGCAUGUCGAUGUUUACAGUCAGUGCAGCGGGAGAAUGUUCAAAACAGCAUUGAAAUGAUAUCCCGCCACUACUCUGCUGAUCUGCGCAAUUUUAUUGUUUAUUUGUUUUCGCCGACGCAACGACGCUCAGUAACUGAUCUUAUGCCAAUGAUUGGCGCACGUUUCUACACACAAAUGGAUGCAUUGCAGAGCCUUUGUGACAUACAAGAAGACGAGCUGGCCAAAGAGAUGGAGAAUGGUCGGCUUUAUAGGAUUUUGGUGAAAUUAAACUGUAUAAAUGAAAGACCCGAUUUCAACUUGGAUUGCACUUGGUCAGAAACUGGUGAUAGAUAUAUGCUGAAACUGUUUCGUGAUUAUUUGUUUCAUUCCGUCACAGAAGAUGGUCGUCCAUGGCUAGAUCACGCACAUAUCGUAAACUCUUUAAAUAAACUGGAUGCCGGCGCUUUAGAAAGAGUUCAAUUGAUGUCACGUGACGAACAAUCUGUCUUAAUUGUUACAUAUGCUGAACUAAAAAAUUGUCUGGAAAAUGCAUUUGCCGAACUUGUGAUGAAUGCACAGACAUAAUGCUUUCAAAAAGCCAAUAGGACCUGCAUCACCAACAGUCCCACCCAACAUCUUUGGCAAAUUCAUUACAAGCAUUGUCAUUAAAAAGCAAGCAAAUAUAAUUACAGUAACAGUCGCUUUAUUUGGUAGCAUUAAAAAUUGUUGUAACUGUACUGUUAAUGUAUGUAAAAGACCACCGUCUGUUAUGUGUGAGGGGAACUAAGCACGAGAAUAUUUGUAACGCAGAAGUAUACAAGCUUUUUUUCUACAAAUGAAAUCCGUCGGAAACUUCGAUAAUUUACUCCACCCCCCCUCCCCCCCUCUCUUUUUCAAAAACUGCAUAUCUAUUUAUCCCUGCGACAUAUAAUUAUUAAGCUAAAAAGAUUUUAAUGUGGAAACAAAGGAAAAAAUGAAGACUAAUAUAAAUCGAAAGAAACUGAAAUUGAAACAAAGUACUUUUAAAAAGUCUUAAAUAAUCAGAGCAAAAAAUGAAGAAAAAAAAAAACAGAGAAACGAAAAUAAACAUGUAUGAACGAGGGCAAGUAGUUUUACUUGUGAUAUCUAUUGAAACAAGUGUUUGGCGCUGUCUAUUGAAUACUAAUAAGAAGUUUUUGUUGUUGUUGUACGAGAAAGAAUGACGGAGUAAAUAAUCUAUUUUUACAGAAAAGUUGAAAAUACAAAAACAUACUUGUAUUGAAAUUAAAAGCGAUCGACAAGUGAAUGUAAGACCUACAACAAGGGCACCAUGUUGAAAUUUGGGGUAAUCGGAAAUCGGAAACUCAACAAAACCAGUAUCUCGUUCUAUGAACCGACUAUUUAAUAAUUAUUUGACUGGCGAAUUGAGAGAGACUUAAUAUUUAGUAUUUACUGUUUUUGUUCAGUUUAUAUAUAAAACAAAAAUAAAAACUAUUAUUGUAGUUUUGGAUUAUUUGCUGCAGUCGUCUACCGGUUGCAGUUUUUCGCUAUUCCCUUCUUUGCAAGGGUAAAUUUUUAUUGUUUUUUUUUUAUAUUAAAACUUCCACUAAGAUAAAAUACAUAUAUAUACAUAGUGCGAUCAGUUUCUUCCUAUUUAAUUUAAAACUUUAUUCGUUUAUACCUGAGUGAUAAAAAAAUCUGUAAACAAAUUAUACAAUACAUGUUAUCAGAAUUGUAAUGCAAUUUAUUCAGUUGAGCUUGAACUUACCGAUACCGCACUAUCAAAGGAGCCCAACUUGUUUCUUCUACAAGAAAAUUAAGUAAUCUUAAAUUAUUGUACUUGAAUAAGACUUAUAUUUAAUAAAAAAAAUUAAUAAAAUUAA
Molecule: messenger RNA, 4180 nt
Organism: Ceratitis capitata (Mediterranean fruit fly)
Lineage: Eukaryota; Metazoa; Arthropoda; Insecta; Diptera; Tephritidae
Gene: PAN3
Product: PAN2-PAN3 deadenylation complex subunit PAN3
Exons: 13
Coding region: 693-2903 (736 amino acids)
Biological process (GO): protein phosphorylation; nuclear-transcribed mRNA poly(A) tail shortening; mRNA processing
Cellular component (GO): PAN complex; P-body
Molecular function (GO): poly(A) binding; protein kinase activity; ATP binding
Source: RefSeq, a predicted model, not a curated record